Messenger RNA from Pogoniulus pusillus (Red-fronted tinkerbird), 6551 nucleotides. RefSeq names its product beta-1,3-galactosyltransferase 1 (gene B3GALT1). The transcript has 6 exons. NCBI's taxonomy places the organism in Eukaryota, Metazoa, Chordata, Aves, Piciformes, Lybiidae. The record is from RefSeq and is a predicted model, not a curated record. Gene Ontology annotation, molecular function: N-acetyl-beta-D-glucosaminide beta-(1,3)-galactosyltransferase activity. The coding region runs from base 1557 to 2537 and encodes 326 amino acids. Gene Ontology annotation, cellular component: Golgi membrane.
CUUGCAAACCUCACAGCCCACCGCCAGCGAUGCUGUAGGGAGGGCACCGGCAGCGCUCGGGCGCGGAGGCACGGCGCGGCAUGGCACACCCACACCGCAACGCGGCGCGGCAGCGCUCCUUGCCUGGUGCGGCCACGCCAAGGUCGGCAGCGGCGAGCGCCGCGGGGAUGUUGCCGGCAGACACGGCUUCAGCCCAGUGAGAUUCUGCCGGUAGAUACAUCCUCUCCCUCUUUAAAUGUUUAUUUCUCUCCUAAGUAGAGCGCCUCUGUGUGAAGUUCACUGUUCCUGCGCACACGGGCGAAGGGCGACGCAGCACGGUUCCCACCUGGAAUGCCGGCCCCCAUGCCCUCUCCCGUUUGCUACGGCAGCCGGGGAAGGGCGAGACCAGCCCCGUCACACGCCCUACCACCGCCGCUAGCGAGUGCCAGGGCUGGAGCAAGACUCGGAGAGGCCGAGGCCCUGGCCCACCCCUACUCGGGCCCGGCCCGACUCCGCACAGUGACCGACACAGCCCCUCCAUCGGUUCUGCGGGCGCACACCGAAAGCUCACACCCGUAGCGACCCCCGCUGCCCGGCGCCGUUCUCCCCUCCCGGAAACAACGCUGCCGCAGGGGCAGGCUCCUAUUGGUCCCUUUCCGUCACACCUUCCCGCCUUCUUGGAGCUGUGCGGGCGGUGAUUGGUUAUUGAAGGCUGUCAGUCAGAGAGGGCGAGCCCCGCUGGUGCCCAGGCUGCGCUCUCGUGAGGCGGGCGGCGCUGCCGGGCGCCGCGGCGGCUGGUGCGGCUGCGGGCGGAGCAGUGAUGCUGGCCGUGAGGCGGUGUAUGGCAGCGGCAGCCCGGCACGGAGCGGCGUGCGCCCGGCGGAGUGAGGGCAGCGAGCGCAGCCGGUUUCUCACUACACAGACUGCACUGGCUUCACAUGUGACAAGGAGGCAAGCAACCAGUAGAGAAGGGCAGUAGAUAUGACACAGAUAAGCAAGAAAGAAACAUUCAGAACAAAAAGACAGAGCAGUUUCUGACACAUCAGGUUGUGUGCUUCAAAAUAAUACCAUAAAGGCUCAUCACUUUAAUCGGUUGUUGACUUCACCUUGGGGACUUUUCACUGAUUCCAACUGAUGCUACUUUAGAGAGGACAUCUAUUUAUCUAGGGCUUUCCAACAAGAGCAUGAAGAGCACAGCCUGAAGAUGAGGAGAAGCAAGGAAUGAGCCAUUCCAUUUACUAUACUUCUCAGUCAUUGCAAGGUGAAGACUUCGUUGGGAACCAAUCUUCAGGAGAGGCUCAAAGCAGAGACUUCUAUGGAGUGUACUUGGCCACUGAUCUCUACAUGGAAAUAACAGAAAAUCAAAAAAAAUGGAAGUUGCUGCUAAUAAAAGAAGAAAAGCUGAGUGUCAUCAAGGUUAAGAACUACUAUGUGAGACCUAUGAAAGAUUACAGAGUUGCUGUUCUAUAUCGAACUUCCAAGUGUCAUUAAUAAUAUGCUGCCUCUCUGGGGCAUAGGUGUGCUCACAGUACAAAGGGUGUUUAUUCAUCACGUGGAAUAGAAGAGAUAGAGGAACAAUGGCUUCAAAGGUCUCCUGCUUAUACAUUCUGACAGUAGUUUGUUGGGCAAGUGCUCUUUGGUACUUAAGUAUAACUCGUCCUACUUCUUCCUACACUGGCCAUAGACAGAUCAGUAGCAUAUCUAUAGCCAGAAAAAACGUUUCCUUUGGUAACAUAAGAACUCGACCUAUAAAUCCACAUUCUUUUGACUUUCUUAUCAAUGAACCCAACAAAUGUGAGAAGAGCAUCCCUUUCUUGGUCAUUCUUAUCAGCACGACUCACAAAGAGUUUGAUGCGAGGCAAGCCAUUCGAGAAACGUGGGGAGAUGAAAACAACUUUAAAGGCAUUAAAAUUGCCACGCUAUUUCUCCUUGGAAAAAAUGCAGAUCCUGUGUUAAAUCAGAUGGUAGAGCAAGAAAGCCAGAUCUUCCAUGACAUUAUUGUGGAGGAUUUUAUCGACUCUUAUCAUAACCUGACUCUGAAAACGCUGAUGGGGAUGAGGUGGGUGGCAACGUUUUGUUCAAAAGCAAAGUAUGUUAUGAAGACAGAUAGUGAUAUUUUUGUAAAUAUGGAUAAUCUUAUUUAUAAGCUGCUCAAACCUAAUACCAAGCCAAGGAGAAGGUACUUCACUGGUUAUGUUAUAAACGGAGGACCGAUAAGAGAUGUUCGCAGCAAGUGGUACAUGCCGAGAGAUUUGUAUCCUGACAGCAAUUACCCACCCUUCUGUUCAGGCACCGGCUACAUUUUUUCAGCUGAUGUAGCAGAACUGAUUUACAAAACCUCCCUUCACACCAGACUUCUUCAUCUCGAAGACGUGUAUGUUGGACUGUGUCUUCGGAAGCUGGGCAUUCACCCCUUCCAAAACAGCGGUUUUAAUCACUGGAAAAUGGCCUACAGCUUGUGCAGGUACCGCAGAGUUAUCACAGUGCACCAGAUAACACCAGAAGAAAUGCACAGAAUUUGGAAUGACAUGUCCAGCAAGAAACAUCUCAGAUGUUAAGAUUUUUAUUGCUGUAAAUACCUUUUUUUCUAAAAAAAAAAAAACCAACAAAAAUCAUUUAAUCUGGUUAUUUUUUGACAAAGCAAUCUGCUGAUUUGCAGGUUAAACUGUGGGAUGCUAACUAUUGUGGAUUUUUAAUGACUGACUUUUCAUUCACAUUUUGACUACUGGUUUACAGACUUCAGGCUCUUUUCAUAAGGACGUUACACCAACCAAAAAGAUCUAGAGUCAGAUCACAGGUUUUUUUAUAUUAUCCUCUAUCACACAUAUCAGUUCCUGCAUCUGUAUGUAAAAGGACAGUAAUAAACUACUAUCAGCUGCUUAACAGUUGAUGCCCCAGCCUCUGAAAUAAGACUCGGGCCCUAAGAAAGGAAGAAUUACAAACACACUUCUAUUCCUUUUUUGGCACCUUACAACCAUCUCUGUUUGGAGCUUUGUUGAAGAAUCAAGCAGUGUACAUUUGCACUGACCUCUUACACCUAUCUUGACAUGCUUAUUUCGUAGUACAAUGUGCACAAUUCCCAAACAGCUUACCAAUAGCAGAAUGUAGGCCAGUGAGGACAUCAAAGUCUCAUAGGCCUUAGAAACACACUGUGGGAUAUUUUUAAUCCACCAAGUGAUAUUCUUUUAUUUCAGAAGAUAUCCAUUUCUGCCUAAAAUAGUUCCCAAGAGAUCUAAUACCAUUUUAAUGUUAAGUAAAAAUAUGUACACGAAAGCAGACAUGGGAGAUGUAUGAAAAACUCUUUAAAACCAUGUGAGAAGUGUUAGUAUCUUUUAACUUUUAGUCUCAAAGCGAGUGCAGUGUUUCUCAUUAGUAUCAGUAGAUCUCUCCAUUAAGUGUAUUGCAUAGCAAUGUGUAACUAUAUUGAAUGAUAAAAGCAUCAAUAACAGCAUAUUUUUUCAACAUGUGUCAGUGCAAAAGUAACACAACAGCAAUUUUUUUAAGGAUAAGCUCUACUUUUUGCUACAACACACAAGAAGGAGAUUCUACCAGGUUUUUAAUGGUGUGGGAAAGCAGAAUUUCAGCCAAUAAAAGAAUGCAAUUCAUUUUCUGUUCAUAGGGCAGCAAAGUACGUAACUUAUUUACAACUUUCACAGUACAACAGAGAGCUUUUAGGAAUCCUCUAUUAAAGAAAAACAAAUUCGAGCCUUUGUUUCAAAUUUGCAGCUUUCAGGCUACUCAUCAUAGAGGCAAUACACACCGAGGCUCCACUCGAGAGAUCCUCAGAACACAAGACAGAAAUUACACAAAAUUUCAUUCAAGUUCCCCAGUGUUCUUACAUUUUGAAUAUGAACAUUGAGUGAAACGUAGUGUUGUGUGUCCAGGAUUAGGCUAGGAUAGGGUUAAUAUUUUAACCAAAUUAUUUGCUGGAAAGUUCAAGCCAUUUCUAUACAGUAUCACAUUCUAGCAAAGACCUAAACUGCUCAGCAAAUAUUUGGAAUAAAGAAUUCAGACACGUUAUGAAACUGAUUAGGUACACUAAGGAGGUUGGGAGAGAUUCCUCCUGAGUGGAGGUUGGAGCCAGGUGGGGGUCAGGCUCUUCUCCCAAGCAAGAAAUCAUAGGACAAGAAGAAAUUGCCUCAGGUUGCACCAGAGGUGGUUUAGUUUGGACAUAGGAAAAAAUUUCUCCCCUGAAAAAGUUGUCAAGCCCUGGAACAGGCUGCUCAAGGCUGUGGAGUGCCCAGUGCCAGAGAGAUUGAAAAGCCAGGUUAAAUGUGAUGCUAAGGGACACGGGUUAGUGGGGACCUGGCAGUGCUGUGUUAAUGGUUGGACUCGAUCUGAAAGGUCUUUCCCAACUUAAACAAUUCUAAAGCAACUCUUGGUGACAAAAGUGACAUCUAAGAACACCUAAGCACAGAUGUUGCCAUGUACUAUUAGCUGUCUAUUCCUCACACUGUCCACAGCACACACAAAGGACUCUUUCAUUCUAGUUACAUAUAGCAUAUGAAAAACUGUUCCAUCUAUGUUAUUUAGGAUGUCUAUGAAGUUGUCAGAAAUUAACCAAGAAUUUAAAGAAAAGAUCUGACCUUAUAUUCCACAGCUGUACAUAGCACUUUAUAACAGUAACAAAAGAAUGAAAACGCUACCCUAAAAGCUUUUUCAUAGCAAAUUGUUAGUCUUAUUCACAGAUGCAGCAUAAUCAUUUUGAAAAGAACUACCUUGCACUUGGCCUUCAAACUGCAAGCUGUAGUUGUCUUAAAUCUGUUUCAGAUUUGAUCAUGAAGCUGAAAAACAGACAACCCAGGAGUUACUGCUAAUCAACAGGAGCUUGUGCACCUUUCAUAGAUAAAAAUAAGUAAUUCUGUAUAGAAAUACAGAAUGUCUUGGAGUAUAAUUAAGAUUUAUCCUUCCCUAGUUGACCUAGUCCUUGUUAUAGUUGCUUUUGCUUCCUGUCAAACUCUGAACUCCAGCUAAACAAGGUCCAACUAAUUGCAUAGAUAAAUACAUAACACACAUGCUGACUCGAAGUUCAGCCUUCCUUAUCCAAGUCCCAGAAUAUACUUAAGAAGGGAAUGGAAGGUGGAAUUCAUCCCCAGCCCUCUGCUAGAUCAGACAGCAUGGAUGCCAUCCUACCAGGAGUACACUUUGUAAUAGUUUCAACCCACAGGCUGAAAUCAUUUGUGCUAUCCUUCUGCACUGAGCAGUAAUUUGGGGUUUCUGAAUCCACAACCAAAUGGAUUUGGUGGCCUUACUUCUCUUGCUGAUGCUUCUGUGGCCUUUGGUUAGUAACCAAGAGGACAGCAAGGCUCCCAGUCCAGAUACCUCAGGGCUCUCAAGUAACAAGGUAGCCUUGAAUUUCUCCUAGUACAAGUAGACCGCAUUCACGAUUGGAAGGUACACCUUGAAAAUAGCAUUUGAGAAAAGAAUAAAUUCCUGCCAUUUAUAAAUAGAUAGAUCAACAGAAGUGUAAAUGUUCAUUGUGAAAUCGAUGUACAUAUUUCUAAAGCAUUUUCUUCUGUAUUUAGCUGUAUAUAUGUGUAGAGUCUGCUUGCUACAUAGUAUUCCGUUAUGCAUGGAGCUGAGUUAGGCGUUCUAUUUGUCAAGUGUUUCAAGAGCCUUAAGCAUGUGUGCCCUAACUUUUGAAUGUACAAGAUCUUCUUUUCUUUCAUUGUCAAGUGAAUUUAAAGGAACACAACAAACCCCAAAUUUUCUACCACUGUUAAAUUUACAAUACCAGACUUCACUAUCUUGUUACACUCACUUACAUAUCAGAUUUAUUAUUUUUCUCUUUGCUCGGAAAUUGCAAUGUCGCAAUCUGAAGCUAGAAAGGGAGCAAGACAUCUACUCAACAGGUACAGCUUACUGUUCCACUCAGUAGUACUUGUGGCACAUGGAGUACUGUUAACAAGCAAGUGUUUGCAUAAGCCUCCUUUAAUCAAAUAAACAUUUCUGUUGCGUUAAAGGCCAUUUUGUGUCGCUGGGCGUGGGACAAAUGACACCUUGGUUAAGAUGUGCUGGCUUUUAGUCACUUCAGAAGUGUGACUAUAACCACAUUUUGGUGCCAAACAAUACAGGGACAAAGCAGGGAAGCAGCUGAGGGCAAAUCAGAAACGCCUCUCUUUAGGAGGAGGUUUUCAAUAAAGCACUUUUUCUUGCUAAAACCAUGGGAGUAUUUAAAUAGAAGUCUCAAGGUUCAUUUCCCACCUUUCCUAAUAAUAAUAUUAAGUAUCACUUUUGAUUCUUUCUUGAGCUUUGGGUUUUUUCUUUUGUUGUUGUUACAAUGUAGAUGGCAAUGGCAAUUUGUAAAUGAAGAGUGUAAUUAACUAGAAAAGCUUGUCAACAGUAACCAAACUUUAGGUGUAUCAUUAUAUGACUGGCUGUACUUAUGUAUUUAUUUGUCUAAAUUGUAUAUAUUGUUUCAUCUAUAGUGUCCGUAGGAGUGCAUUCUUUUAGAUUAGAAUAUUAUUUACAGGUUUGUGGGGUUGCCAGCAAAGCUGCUAAUCAAGAUACUAUUUUUUUGUAUCAACGUGAAAUAAUUAAAAAAAAAAAAAAGAACAAAUUCAAAUGAAAAA